GAGGGGAUAGGGUGUGUCUUAAGUGUUUGGACUGCAUACUUUGACAAAGAUAAUGUUACUAUUAUUUCCUUGUGAUGGUGUACAGAGUUAGUAAAGGAUAUUGUGCACACAUCUACCUACAUCCUCUCCGUACUGGCUAGAGGUACAUUGUUUAUGUCACUCAUGCGCAAGCUCAGCUGACCAACCGUGCGGUUCUUUCGAUCGUUUAGACCAUACGUAACGUAUGGCGUGAUUGUUUUUUGAGAUCUGUACUAGCUAGCCAGCCAUUUUAGCUAUUUAACAACAACAGUGUAUUUGAUCAACACUACCUUACUCCAAGGACGAAUAGAAGUCACAGCUAAAAUAAUGAAUAUGUUACUGGGGUUUCACAGGGGAUAAUGUCCCAUCACUGAAGAUGGGAGGCAGUGGGUCUAAGGUGAAAGGUGGUUGGCCAUUUGCUGGUUCAGGAGCUGGAGGUGAUUCAGGCAGUGAGGGGCAAGAAGACCAGUCUUUGACCCGCCUCAAAGGGACCAGAAAAGCAACCCCAUUUAUUUUCACAAGGAGGAGCUCUCUUUACUAUGAUGAGGAUGGGGACCUGGCUCAUGAGUUCUAUGAAGAGACUUUGGUGACAAAAAAUGGCCGGAAGAGGUCCAAGCUGAAGAGGAUUCAGAAGAACCUCAUACCUCAGGGAAUUGUGAAGCUGAACCAUCCCCGGAUCCAUGUAGAUUUUCCUGUCAUCCUCUGUGAGGUGUGAAUCACAUUGGGCUGGUCUAAUAGAUGUCAGUCAAAGGCUGCCCCACACCACAACUGCUCCAUCUUGAACGCUGGUGUUCCUCUGAGAAGAUGGAUGAGAUGUCUGACUACAGCUGUGGACAGACCACUGAAGCUAUGUUGCGGAGAGAAAGGGGAGGCGGACAGAUGUUUUGGUGAAAGAUAGAGGAUAUAAUAAAAGUACUGCCUUUUGUGACAUGUAGAGAAGUGUGUGUGUGUGGGAGAGAAAGGUAGCUCAAGAUAAGGGAAGGUUUAUGAAUUCCCACAGUACAUGUUGACCAUUUUUUAUUUUAUCAUAUCUAUGUCUGCCUCUGAUUGGAGCCAAGACCUGCACUAGUGAACUUUUAAUGUAAAUAAAAAUAAUCUGUCUGAGUUGGAAAUACUUGAAUACAUGGUUUACCAGGCUAAAAGACUGAGGCAUCCCCUGUUUUUAUGAAGUCCACAUAUGGUUCACAGUCUGAGUUUUGUUCCAUAACAAUGUGGUCACAAUAUCGAUGGUUUUGUAUUCUGCGAUUUAAAGACUGAUUGGCUCAAUUUACUAGUCCUUCUCUUUCUCGUUAACAUAAUCCUGGGAAGCUGUUGGUGAAUAU
This is a messenger RNA of Oncorhynchus kisutch (coho salmon), 1340 nucleotides long. Its product is annotated as tumor suppressor candidate 2-like. The coding region runs from base 395 to 733 and encodes 112 amino acids. Gene Ontology annotation, cellular component: mitochondrion. The transcript is spliced from 4 exons. NCBI's taxonomy places the organism in Eukaryota, Metazoa, Chordata, Actinopteri, Salmoniformes, Salmonidae. Gene Ontology annotation, biological process: inflammatory response; regulation of mitochondrial membrane potential. The record is from RefSeq and is a predicted model, not a curated record.